AUGAGUAAACCAAUUCAAGUUUCCAUUAAACGAAAAGCUAAAAAAGUGUCAUCUUUAUUUGACGAAGACGACGUUCAAAAACCAUCGAAGCCAGUCACUUCGUCUAUCAUUCAUACAUUACCACAAGAGGAAGAGAAGAAGCGGAAGGAGGAGAAGAUCAUUUCAUUGCCUGAAAAGAAGAAAGGGAAAUCGGUGGUGGAACAAAUGUUGGAGAGAAAUCGAACAGGAAGAAAUGGAGUUUCAGUUGCAAAAGAAAGUGGAAUUGAGGAAUACAUUGCAAUGCCUGUAGAAUCGUUUGGUGAAGCAAUGUUAAGGGGAAUGGGUUGGAAGGAAAAAACUUCGAAAACUUCAAAUUAA
Messenger RNA from Entamoeba histolytica HM-1:IMSS, 357 nucleotides. RefSeq lists its product as uncharacterized. The transcript is spliced from 2 exons. The record is from RefSeq and is a predicted model, not a curated record. Lineage: Eukaryota; Evosea; Mastigamoebida; Endamoebidae. The coding region runs from base 1 to 357 and encodes 118 amino acids.